UAGUGGCGAGCGUGUGAACACUAGGAAGAAAUCUGAAAAAAGAAAAAAAUAUAUUGAUAGUAGUCAAGAAAAUAACUCGGAUACAUGUUAUUUAUGUGAUUGCUUUGGGAAUCUCAUGGUGAAGCUAUGUUAUAUAAUAACAACUAUAAUACGCCAGAAGCACCUCAAAACUUUUUUCUUAUCCCUCUUCCUGAUUCCUUACCCGCUACUUUUGAUGAAGUUACUGAAACUACCUUAAACACACCCGGUCUUAUCAAGGAAACCGCUUCUACUGUGCUAAAUACUUCUUUUUUAAUUUCCUCUGGAGGUACGUGUCUAGCAGCUUCAAGUUCAAGCGCUUCCAGUUCUAAAAAGUCGGUUUGUGGCCCUAAGAGCGCUUUGACUUCUUUUCUAGAAGAAAGGGGUAUUUCCGCCCAAGAAAUCCGCAGGAGGCAUAUGAAUCAAUACAGCAGAAGCCGAGGGCCUUCCUCAGUACAACAGAAUUUAGCGAUCUCUUUUGAUCAUGUUAACCAAUCUUCUGUCGCCAGCAAUUCUCCGCAGAAGGAUGACUCAGGCUCAGAUAUUAAAAAUUCGGUGAAAGUCAGGGUUAAAAAAAAGAACUCUGACGAUACUAAAAGCGACAGUGAUGGGAGCGAUAACCCUUCUUCUAUUUUUUGCGUGAUGUGCCGACGUCCUCUUCCCAACAAUAUGCUUAUGAGCGAUAUUGAUCCAAGGGCCCCUAAAUGUUCUUUGUGCUGGUCCAUCUUAAGUAAAAAGAUGAAAUCUCGAAAAGGUGGUGUUAAAAGAAUGAAGAAUAAAUGUAUCGUCGCUGGCACUAUUCGCCAGACUACCCAUAUUCCUACUCUUCAGGAUAUCUGCGUCAAGUUUAUAGGAAAAAAUAUAAAAAAUGUUGAAACAUUUGGGCAUAUUGGUUCAAAAGCUCUCAACAUUAUCUGCUCUUGCUUGUGCAAACUUCGUCUUCUAAACGAGGAAACCUUUCGGCUUUUCGUCGAAUACCCGACUACCUCCUUGACACUUUAUGACUGCGCUAAAUUAACUCGUGAAAACCUAAAAAGUAUUGGCUGGAAUCUUCCAAAACUCGUGAGUUUGACUUUAGAAGAGUGUGGCCAGCUGGACGACGAAAUAUUAAAAAGCCUUUCUAAUUGUUGCCCUUUGAUUACUCGUUUUUGUUUGAAUGGCGCCCACUUAGUUAGCGAUGAAGCUCUUUCCUCCUUUAUUGCUUCGCGCGCUCUUACUGAGUUCGAGGUGUCUUAUAACUCAAAUAUUGCAGAGCGCACUGUCAGAGCUCUCUUCAAGGAAGGAAAUAAGUUGAGCAAGCUUUGCAUCGCGAAGUGCGCCAACAUUAAAGAUUAUUGCUUUUCUGGUCGUCUUGACUCCUCCUGCUUGAGCGCACUCACAUACGACGGACUUGCCAUCUCGAGCGACGCAUACAAAAUCCUAAACCGCGCUUCUUCUGAAUUUUACAGCUUGAAAGUGGUUAAUUGUUCCCCGCUGGUGGAGAACUCUUUGCCUAUAAUAAAUAAAAUUUUACCCAAGUUAACGUCGUUGGAGUUGGACUUGAGAAUUUUUUCAAGUGUGGACAAAAUAAAAGCUUUUCUUAAUGAACUUACUGAGUCCACUCGUCUUGAAAAAUUAUUUCUUUAUCACUGCGCGGCGUUAGACGAUGGGAUGCUAUGCGCCAUUUUAAAGGAAAACGCCGGUAGGCUUACAUCUUUGACCAUGAGUGAAGGAACCGAGCUUACGGUGGGAUCCCUUUCUCUACUAUCCAGUUGCCGGCUACUGGAGAAGCUGGACCUGUCCUGGUGCGGAAGAGUCAAUAACGAGAUAGUAGCGAGUGUUGUGCGCAAGUGCGAGAGGUUGCAGGAAGUUGCGCUUUGGGGCUGCCACCGGAUCACUGAAAGCCUUUGCGCAUACACGAAGGGGAGGGUGGACAUCAAGGGAGCCAUGUUUGCGUGACGGAGCCUUUAUUUACUCCGUCG
Molecule: messenger RNA, 1979 nt
Organism: Zophobas morio
Lineage: Eukaryota; Metazoa; Arthropoda; Insecta; Coleoptera; Tenebrionidae
Exons: 17
Coding region: 127-1956 (609 amino acids)
Biological process (GO): SCF-dependent proteasomal ubiquitin-dependent protein catabolic process
Cellular component (GO): SCF ubiquitin ligase complex
Source: RefSeq, a predicted model, not a curated record